Lutzomyia longipalpis is the source of this 674-nucleotide messenger RNA. Its product is annotated as peritrophin-1-like. The coding region runs from base 1 to 621 and encodes 206 amino acids. Gene Ontology annotation, cellular component: extracellular region. The record is from RefSeq and is a predicted model, not a curated record. Gene Ontology annotation, molecular function: chitin binding. The transcript has 2 exons. Lineage: Eukaryota; Metazoa; Arthropoda; Insecta; Diptera; Psychodidae.
AUGCCAAAUGGAACGUACGUUCCAGAUCCCGUGGCUUGUGAAUCAUUCUACUUGUGCCUCAUAGGAGAACCACCACGAUGGGCUCAAUGCCCAAAUGAUUAUUGGUUUAAUCCUGAAACAAGAGUUUGUGAUAUGCCUGAGAAUGUAGUCUGUGCUGCUGCUACAACUGAACCACCAACAACAACUACAACCACAACAACGACGACAACGACAACUCCAACGACAGUUUGGGAUCCAGACAUUGAAGCGGGAAUUUACUGCCCUAGUCAGGAUAAUCCAUUUCGAAUUCUAUUCCUACAGAGCUUUAUUGACUGUGGCAGGUACUACAUCUGCUACCAUGGGCGUCCGCAUCGCUUCCAAUGCGUCUCCGGGAUGUACUGGAACCCCUUCUGGAGUCAGUGUGACUAUCCACAGAAUACUUACUGCGAAGUUAAUCCCCAUCCGUUCCCUGUCUGCCCAAGAAGUGGUCUGUCAAUCUUCCCUCAUCCCGAUGAAUGUGAUUCCUACAUCUACUGCGUUAAUGGUGAACCGUCAAUUCAAAAAUGCCCCUUCUACCAUCACUGGGAUGUUGGAAGUCAAUCCUGCAUGCUGAGAGAUAGGGCUAGGUGCGUUCUGGAUUGAAGGCUUCAAGACUUAAGUCCUUGAUGAGAGUAAAAGUGUGUCAAUGCGUUAUC